Daldinia vernicosa is the source of this 2302-nucleotide messenger RNA. RefSeq lists its product as uncharacterized. Bases 447 to 2204 code for a protein of 585 amino acids. Lineage: Eukaryota; Fungi; Ascomycota; Sordariomycetes; Xylariales; Hypoxylaceae. The record is from RefSeq and is a predicted model, not a curated record. The transcript is spliced from 2 exons.
ACCCAGCACGAUAUACAGUCCGAUUUUUUAUUUUUCACCUCCCAGCACCAAUCCUCCGACAUAUGAGGUAUCUGGUAUUCUUUUCGUAACCCUACUAGUCAGUUGCUUUUACAAUCUAAUUUCGAAUUCAAUAUCCAUUUUGCGACUGAGAACGACUAGAGCAUUGGCUAUGUCCGAUCAACUUCAUCCCGGUAUAAUCUGUGCCAUUGCUCUAAUUCCGACCUUUCUGGUUGUGAUUGUUGCUUUAACGAUUUUAAAGGGGUUUAAUCUUAUAUCGCAUCUCUGCAACUGCCGAUCGAAGUCACGAAGCGAACAGCUGGUACCAACGCUCCCUACCAGCAUUAUAAACAAUACGGGAGGAAGUUGUACGACUAUUAAGAGCAGUUUUAUCGGCCAGAUUGGAAACGAGUCGCUUGGGUCUAUUGCUCGGCCGCUGCCUGUUCACCAUGCAAGAUAGCCCGUCGUCAGGCAUGGAUAUCCCAUCGCCGCUACAUAUAAUAAAGAGAGGAAAGUCGAUGCAGGUCCUCCGCUGCACUCCCAGGAAGAUCAGCAACGAAAGUGUUGGUGAUGGUCCUAAUCAGCCAUUAACCGUUGUAAAAAAUCGAAAACAUCAGAGUAGAUCCAUUAUAAGGAAAACUUCUACUCGUGUUGAGGAAUCAGUCCUCGGCCGAAGGGCGUCAAGCUUGCAAACUGGACGACCGACAUCUCCUACCUUUCUCUCGAGGCUACGUUCGUUAUCCACUCGCAAGGCCCUAUCUUCAAAAGCCGCCUACUAUCAGUGUAAUCCUCAGGCUUGUAGCAACUCCCCAGAUGAGUCGAUACUCAAGUCUUCUAAUGGAUGCGCAACGACUAGUUCAUGGGAUCGGUCGUCGAGUUCUGACUAUUCAAUACCUCUUACACAUCCUAAUGAAUCCGAGAUAAACAGAUUCGAUAGUUGCUCUUUCACAAGUGCCCAGGGACCAGAUGGCAUCAUCCCCGAUCCCUACAUACUCGUCCCGCACGUCUCUAUUAUACCGGAGUCGAAGUCACUAGAAGACAGACAAUCGAAUAUCUGGGCAGCUAUUGAGAUAUCGGGUCGGCUAUUUCAUCCCCGGGCCUCUAACUCAAUUUAUGACGCCGACCAGGUUCCUUUCAUACCUGUUCACCAUUACGAUAUCAGUUUAUCAAGAUAUGGCUAUCUAUAUAACAUAAGGAUAGACAUUUUACCAGCUGCAGAAGGCAGCGUCGUCGAUGUUAUAGGCGAUACUACGAUAAGGACAAUAAGCCCUGGCUCUAGUCUCCUCCUAUUAGCUUGUAUCCAGCUGGGGACUUCAAAAUCCGGCAAAUCAAGAGCAUCCAGGGAUGAUCCUGAUAGUCUUAUUGCCGAUCUCGAAAACCAACUAGGGAGUGCCCAGACUGAAUACCUGCAAGUCAGGGUUCAUUAUUGUCAUUCAGGAUUUCCUGCGUUUGGAGUCAAUAUUACUGAAGGCGAUGCUAAAGGCGAUGUUUCGACGUAUCAAACUCGAUUAGAAACGGUAGCGACAGGGACCAUAAAGCAGUAUGCUUCAAUGUCUGCGUGGUCUCCUCGACCGAUUUCCACGGCCAAUUCUUUAUUUCCUAUUAUUGCUUCUCACUGGGGGCCAGUUCGCGCCAACGAAGUCAUGCAACGAAUCAUAUCCAAUCGUCUGAGCUCCUGUAGGGCAGCUAGAUGGAUGGGAAUGGGACAACUUGAUAGAACGGAAGAUAUCCUCCAAGUGCCAACCCGGUCAGGAACUGCCCCUCCCGUUCCCCAGCGGCAGGCUAGUCUCAAGCGGUUGUCCCCGGACGUAAUCUCCGACCCGGCCCGGAAAAUAUGGACAGAACUGCGCCAGACUUCCUCGGGCAACCGCCCAGCCUUCCACGUGAGAAAAGCCAACCGACUCCCCGCCGCUACGACUUUUGUGGAGGCGCCUAACUCCAACGCAACCAUACCUCAGGGGUCGGCGCGGCCCAAGUCCAGGUCCGAGGUUCAGCGGCAGCGCGAGAUGAUACGGGAGACCGCAGUGCGCAAUAGAAGGUCUAUAGGUGCCGAUAGUCUAAAAAGCUUGGUGCCGUCGGUGAUGGAUACAGAUCCGGGAAGUAGGGACGAUAGGAGUCUGAGUUCCCCAAGCCCACCUGAUAAGCAAGAGGUGCAGUGUGACAAACGCAAACGAGAGGGGCGUUGGAGUUUAGUGGGAUGGUGGUAAAUACUUUAAUUGGAAAGUGAAUGGUAUUAGACGUAACUAUAGAAUUCCGUUAGUUAGUUAAUAGGGGAACUGGUGAAACUUUUUAGAUAGUCUAGUUA